Molecule: messenger RNA, 1039 nt
Organism: Drosophila montana
Lineage: Eukaryota; Metazoa; Arthropoda; Insecta; Diptera; Drosophilidae
Gene: RhoL
Product: Rho-like
Exons: 3
Coding region: 216-773 (185 amino acids)
Biological process (GO): small GTPase-mediated signal transduction
Molecular function (GO): GTP binding; GTPase activity
Source: RefSeq, a predicted model, not a curated record
UGACGACUGCCGGAGCGAUCGGUUGUGCCAGCUCUCCAUAGUUAGCUGCUGUUUUUGUGUUGCGUCUCGUGCUGCGCGCUGUGCUUCCAAAUACGUUCACUGAUCAACAGACGUCAUCGCCAGAGACGGACGUGUCGCUCGAUUGAUUUGUUGCAAAGAGCAAACAAAAAACAAAUAUAUACAGAUAUAUUAACAAAAACAAAUUGGUUUGCACAAUGUCGAAAAGUCUGCGCCCUCUUAAAAUAACCAUCGUGGGCGAUGGCAUGGUGGGUAAGACCUGCCUCCUGAUAACCUACACACAAAACGAAUUUCCCGAGGAGUACAUACCGACUGUAUUCGAUAAUCAUGCCUGCAACAUAACAGUCGAUGAUAAUGAAUACAAUUUAACACUAUGGGACACGGCCGGUCAGGAGGAUUACGAAAGGCUGCGCCCAUUAAGUUAUCCAAAUACGAACUGCUUCCUGUUGUGCUAUUCCAUCAGCAGUCGCACCUCGUUCGAGAACAUCAAAAGUAAAUGGUGGCCAGAAAUUCGUCACUUUGGCGCCACUGUGCCUGUGGUCCUGGUGGGCACUAAGCUGGAUUUGCGUAUACCGAAUUCAGAAAAGUUUGUAACCACACAGGAGGGCCGACGAUUGCGCAAGGAGAUACAUGCGCAUCAAUUGGUCGAGUGCUCCGCGAAGAAGAAGAUCAAUUUGCAGCAGGUGUUCGAAGAGGCGGUGCGAGCGGUGGAGAAGAAACCAGGAAAGAAGCCGCAAACGUGCAAAAUACUUUAAUUAAAUCCUAUGCCUAAUGUUAAAUAUUGUUAUACGUAAUUGUAUUAUGUAAUUGUCUAAUUCGUGAGCAUUCGAUUCGCCUGUUUCACAGUGUGUGUAGAAAAAUGUAACGUUAAGCUCUUAUUUUAAGUUGUAGUUGUCUGAAAACAAUUUUCGUAUGCGACCAAAGUGCAUUUUUUUAUGUAAAAAUCAAAGCAAAAAUGUAACUACAGAAUUGUUUGAAUAGAAAUGCAUGAAUGGCAUUUAUAUAAAUAUUUGCGCCAGAA